Messenger RNA from Xyrauchen texanus (razorback sucker), 6087 nucleotides. RefSeq names its product connector enhancer of kinase suppressor of ras 3-like. The record is from RefSeq and is a predicted model, not a curated record. Gene Ontology annotation, biological process: regulation of signal transduction. Gene Ontology annotation, cellular component: cytoplasm; membrane. Gene Ontology annotation, molecular function: protein binding. The transcript is spliced from 13 exons. Bases 220 to 1848 code for a protein of 542 amino acids. Lineage: Eukaryota; Metazoa; Chordata; Actinopteri; Cypriniformes; Catostomidae.
UCAGCCUCAGACUGUGCCAGUUAGCCACUGUCCGUGUGUGAGAGUCGGCAGGUUCAAACGGAGAUAUAGCAUUUCGACAAGCGUGCUUACUUCUGGAUUUUGAGAGGAAAGAAUGAUCUCAAACAACAUCGACGAUUUCACACUGCUGCUUUAUGCACUUUUUUGACCAUCUUCAGCACUUGAGGAGAACUCCAGCGACUGGACAGAAGUUGUAGAGCAAUGGAUCCAGUAACAAAGUGGACACCGAGGCAGGUUGUUGACUGGAUGAGAGGUCUGGAUGAUAGCCUCCAACAGUAUGUUCACAGCUUUGAGAGAGAGAAAAUAAAUGGAGAGCAGCUACUGAAGAUCUCUCAUCAAGACCUUGAGGAACUGGGCGUGGCCCGCAUUGGCCAUCAGGAGCUGGUGUUGGAGGCAGUAGAUCUGCUCUGUGCUCUGAACUAUGGACUGGAGACGGAUAACUUGAAGAACCUGGUGGUGAAGAUGAGAGCUGUCACCAACAGCCUUCACAGUGCAACAUCAGAACGCAGGAAAAGUCUUACGAAUGAAAACAGCACAUCUAGCAAGCUUCCAAAUGAAUUCCUUUCCUCUGUGGUUGAGCUUAUCGGAGCAGCCAAAAACCUCCUGGCUUGGCUAGACAGAACUCCGUUGACAGGGAUCAGCGAUUUCACAACUACCAAGAACAAAAUCAUUCAGUUGUGUUUGGAACUCACCACUACAGUUCAACAGGACUGCGCUGUGAAUGACAUGGAAGAGAAGAUUUUGGAUGUUUCGAAGGUGUUAAACAGUAUUUUUGACCAGACGGUGAGAACCACCUCCGAUCCUCUGAGUCAGUCAGCAUGUCUGUCGGAAGUUCAGCUUACCAACAUCAAACCAGGAGAGGGAUUGGGCAUGUACAUCAAAUCCACCUACGAUGGGCUUCAUGUCAUCACGGGCACCACUGAGAAUUCCCCAGCAGAUAUGACACACAAGAUCCACGCUGGAGAUGAGGUCAUCCAAGUCAACCAGCAGACAGUGGUGGGCUGGCAGCUAAAGAACCUGGUGGCCAAGCUGAGAGAAGACCCUGAAUGUGUGGUGCUUUUGUUAAAGAAAAGACCUACAGGAACAUCAGGCUUCACCCCAGCACCUCUCAAGAACAUGCGCUGGAAACCAGCCAUGCCCCAGAGCUCCACCUCUCCUAAUAAAAGUCAAUCAUCAGGUGAUUCUACCAACCUCUACAGUAGGAAAGACAAGCCAGCUAUACUGGACCUGUACAUCCCUCCACCACCCUCAGUGCCUUACACACCACGGGAAGUAAGAAAUGACUCCUUCACCAGAAUCAAUGCCAGACCUAAAGGCUCUGAGUCUCCAAACUCCUUCUUGGAUCUGGAGGGCCAUCAGUGCUUCACCAUUGCAGAGUACGACAAACUGUCUGUUCACCCCGUUGAGGUCAACGUACAGAUGCGACCGAGAGGAAGAUCUUCCUCACAUGGAAAACCACGGCCUCUUUCCAUGCCAGUGGAUACAAGUUUGAGUGUUGCAAAUCUGUAUGCGAAGCCCUGGACUCAUGGACGGAAAGGUGAAGAUCUUUUGUACAGAUACCUAAGCGACGAACGCAUACCAACGAUCGUUGAGGAGGCCCCGGGGCCAAGAUCAUCAUACAAAUCCAAAGCACAGAAACACUCUCAUGGGGCAGACCACGCAAGGAACAGCCGAAUAACGGUCAAUGCGGACCUACACAACAGCGCCACCAUCCCUUAUCAUGAGGACCUAAUCAAAAAGACCCCCAUGACAUCCACCCCCAAACGGCCCCCUGCGGAGCCCUCGCUACUGGUCAGUUGGAUCACACGGCUUAAGCUAUUGACUCACUAAUGUCAGCUUUGCCUUCUCCCCCCACCUUGGGCUACCUUUCUGUCGCCUUGGUGCCUUUGUCCAGCUCUGUGGUGGCUCUUUUCUCAUGGUCUCUUUCAUGCUUUCAUUCUCCUACUCUGGAUUUGUCUUUGUGCCUCUAAUUUGCUUAUAUUACCAUUUGACUAGAUUGCUUUAACAUGUCUAAAAUGACUAGAUGUAGAGCUGGAGUGUGUAAUUUUUUUUAUGUUUAAUGUUUCUCCUGUCCCGGUUUAAUAUUCUACGGAGCCCCUUAGAGAACAAGGAGGCAAUUUAUUUUCUGAAAUAGUUUUGCGUUCCCCUCGCAAUAUAUAUAUAUAUCUCUUUAUAUAUUUUAUAAAAUAUAUAUUUAUAUAUUUUUUUUAUUUAUUUAUUUAUUUUGGUAACUAUAUGGUUAUUGUAGUAAAACUAGGAAUGGGCAUUUUCAAAUUAUUUUGUAAUCGAGCACUCUAACCCACAAAACAAAACUAGUAAUCGAUUACUCAUAAAUUAAAAUAUAAAUAAAAAAUAACAUGUAUGACACAUAUGUGAAAUUUAUAUUUUGUUGAAAUAAACAAUAUUCAUUAAUAAAAAUGGUGAAAAAAAAAAAAAAAGAUUUUAAAAUAUAAGAAAAAUAUUUGCACUCACCCGGAUAUUUAUUCAAAUCUGAUAUCUGAGUGGACUAUAAAAUUAAUGUUUUUGGAAGGCUGAGUUUCUAAGGUUUGCGUUGAUAUAUAUAAUAUUUCACCAUCAAUACUCAACAGUGUAUUUUGCAGAUGAUUUGUUUAUCAUGCAUUUUCUGCUGGACUGCAUAUUUUGUGUGGACAUCUGUGACAAAAUGUUAUUAAUUACAUGUGCAAACUCACGGACAAGUAGAAAAUGGCUCAUUUUGAAGAAAAUUACUUUACAUGAUUGAUUUCAUUAGAAGUGCUCUGGAUGUGGCUUUAUAACAUGAUGCUUUUGUUUUUUGUAAUCGGACAAACAAAAUUUAUAUUUACAGAAUAUCCAGGUAUAUAAAUAUAUCGGUAAUCGGCCUCCAAAUACAUUAUUUCCAUAUCAGUCCAUCCCUAAAUUGUCACAUUGUUCUGAAGUAUAACUAUAACUCUUGUAAACAUCACACAUGUUAGUAUGUAUGAGACUGGUGCCAUGAGGAGUGUUCACACUGACAAGGAUUGAAUCAAAUUAGCUUUUUAUCAAAUGUGCUCCGCCCGUUUUCAAAGAUUUAACACGCAUACAUACUGGUUUGAUAAGCUUCCGAGAUUCUUGUACCUCUUCACCUUUUCUUUCACCAUAAAAGCAGAUCCUUGUUCAUUGGUUUGCAUGACUCCAACAAGAACUGAAUACCAAUACAAUAAUUCAAUAGGAAUCAAAAUAUUGCAAGUAUUGCCACACUUGACUACACACCACGAAAUCAAUUUGCGAUAUUCAAGUAGUCUUUUUAAUUGUCGACUAGCUGAUGCAGAAUGAGUACACCAUUAGUUGAUGACUCGUGCACAUCUCUAAGUAAAACCAUGGUUAAGUUUCGUAAGGGAUGGAAAAAGUAAUUGGGAGGGAAUGCAAAACUAUUGCGAGGGGAGGCAAAACUAUUUCAUAAAAUAAGUUAAAUCCUUGUCCUCUAAGGGGCUCCAUAAUAGUCAAAGACAGCUAAAUGUAAUUCAUGUCACUCUGUGGCGCUGCCAAAACAUUGUUCUGUUUAAACAUCUUGACCAGUCAAUCACGACAACAUUGGCUCAACCAAUGGCGUGACUUUCGGGUUGGGCUAUCUGUUUGCUGACAAAUGGCAGAUGGGGGAGUAUUCAGGAAACCUGUUUGAAAACAUUCAUUAAAUUACAGGAAUUACACACUUGGCUUUAACUUCAGAAAUGUAUGAAUGUUUGGAAAUGCUUCUGGGGAAAGUUAGAUAAACGAUAUCUGAUUUAGUUAAUUUGCCUUUUCAGGAAAAUGUAUUUGUAAGCUACAAUAUUGAUUUGUAUAUCUAGCCAUUUACACUUGUACAUCUACCUCAAAUUUCCACAGUGAUGUCCAUGGAAUUCAUAGUGUUUAUGUAACAGUAUACUUCUGCAUAGUUUAUGGUUGAAAAAAAUGUAAUCUGAAUUAAAAAAAAAAAAGAAAAAACUUUUAACAGUUAUUUCUACCAAACCCCAUGUAUUUCCAAACAGUUUAGUAAACUCUCAUUUUUAAACUCUAACAGAACAUUUUACAGAGAAACAAAUGCAUCCUGUUGUUUCUUGUGUCUUUUUGCUUUGGAUUAAUAACCUUCAGUGGAUGGAAUUGGAGGUCUGGGGAAUUGUUUUCCUAAGUUACUAUGAGUUUCAUCAUGGUUUGCGUUGUCUCAUUUAUGUGUUGAGAGUAAGUUAUUUUUAAUUUUAUUUGAAGUGUUUUUGAUCUUGCAUUUUGUGCUAUUUUGCAUUGCUUUCUGAGAUGGGUACAUUAACAAUACUGAUAUCACAAAUCAGCCACAACAUUAUAACCACCUGCCUAAGAUUGUGUAGGUCUCCCUUGCGCCGCCAAAACUGAGCCAACCCGCAUCUCAAGUUCAUUCUGAGAUUAUAAUCUUUUCACCACAAUUGUACAGAGCGGUUAUCUGAUUUACCGUAGAUUUUGUCAGUUCGAAACAGUCUGGUCAUUCUCUAUUGACCUCAAGACAUUUCCAUCUGCAGAAUUGCCACUCACUGGAUGUUUUUGUUUAGACUGCAGAUUCAUUACACUUUGAAUUAUAUUACCCCAGAAUUUGUUUAAAAAUAGUGAGUUACCACAGAUUCGAUUAAAUCAGCAGUUACAUAAACACUCAAGCCAGCCCAUCUGGCACCAUCAAUCAUCCAUUCCAUUAUCUAAUCAGCCGAUCGUGUGGCUGCAGUGCAUAAAAUCAUGCAGAUACCUGUCAGGAGCUUCAGUUAAUGUUCACAUCAACGAUCAGAAUGGGGAAAAAUAUGAUCUGUGAAUGUGAUUUGGACUGUGGCAUGAUUGUUGGUGCCAGUUGGUUUGAGUAUUUCUGUAACUGCUGAUCUCCUGGGAGUUUCACACACAACUGUCUCUAGAAUUUACAAAAAACAUCUAGUGAGAAGCAAGUCAGUGGACAGAAAUGCCUUGUUGAUGAGAGAGGUCAGCAGAGGAUUGGUUGUCUGGUUCUAACUGUCAAAGUCUACGGUAACUCUGAUAACCGCUCUGUACAACUGUGGUGAAAAGUGUAGCAUCUCAGAAUGCUAUUCUGAGGUGCCGGUUGACGCAGUUUUGGUGGCACGAGGGGGACCUACACAAUAUUAGGUAAUAAUUUUUUUUCUUUUUUUUUUGGUAAAUUUUAGCUUUUUAUUCUUGUUUUUCAUUAAAGUGUUAGUUCACCAAAUUGUUUGCAUGGUCUGUGGAAAAAAAAAAACAUAAAAGUUGAAGUUUAUUUAUGCUGUCAAACUCCUAAAAGACACAAAGUCUGUCUUUAAAAAAUAGAUCUAGAAUAUAGCACAUAUGGAGUACUUUUAUGGUGUUUAUUUGUCCAUUUUAUAGCUUGACAGUAUAAAUCUCCAACUGAUUUUGUGGUUUGGAAAAAAAAACCUCAGCUUGAACAUUUUGCAGAAUAUCUCCUUUUGUGUUCCACAUAAAAUAAAAAAAUAUAAUAAAUACAAAUAAAUCAUAAUACAGGAUUUUUUUAGAAUGACAUGAUGGUUAGUGAUGAUGCAAUUUUCAUUUUUGCGUUAACUAUUUGUUUGAGAGUGAAACUUUGACAUCGUUAUCCUCUUCCAAAUCUGCAGUAUGCACCCAUUAGUUGGUUUUGCUUUUUCCUUUUGCUGAGAUUAAACCACAUUUGCUGAGGAAACAUGAUAGAACAGGUUUAAGUGAUAGUGUAACGUGUUGCUCUGGACCUCAAAACGCAAUUUUAUAUUUUUUCAACUGUGCACAAUAAUCAAGGAAACAUAGGAAGACCUUAUUAUUUGCACCUGUGGGGCAGUUAAAUAACCCCACCUGCAUUUUAGAUUAGUCAAUCUAUAUUAUUUUUAAUUGUAUUAUUUUUUUGUGUGUGUGUUUUAAACCUGUAAUUGACAGUGACAGCUUAAGCUUAAACAGUUUAUUGAAAUGACUUAAGAAUCUCCUAAUAAUGCUAAUUUGUCCACUGCGUACUGAAUUUUAUGUUUGUUUUGUUGCAAUGGGAUUAUGCAGAAGGGAUUAUGCAGUAUUAAGGAUUGGCCUUCACAGUUACACUUUUGUACCGUGCUUGCAUUUUGUACCACUUUAGGAUGUCAAUUAAAGGUACCA